AUGGGUUUCAGUGUCUCGAGCGCGGCCACUGCGCCGCCCAGCCGUGUCUUACGGGCCUGCGCCUGUGUCGAAGGCUGCCCCAUGGCUCUGGCGAGGAGAGCAGCAUCUAGGCUGCUGCAGGGCCCAUUGCGCUGUGGCGAGGCGCAUCGCCAUCUGCUGCCGGCCUCUGCGGUGGCUGCAGGUCUAUGCUUGGCGCUGACCAUGCCCACACGCAAGACCACGGGCAUGGCCGUGAGCCAAGAUGAACUCAAGAAGCAGGUUGGUUACAAGGCUGUUGAUGACUAUGUCCGGAGCGGAAUGGUGGUUGGCCUUGGCACGGGCUCGACUGCGUACUUUGCCGUGGAGCGUGUGGGGCAGAAGCUGGCAUCUGGCGAGCUGAAGGAUAUCGUGGCGGUGCCCACAUCCAAGCGAACGCAGGAGCAGGCGGCUUCACUGGGCAUCAAGCUGGCCACGCUGGACACACAGCCGAGCCUGGAUGUUGCAAUCGACGGCGCGGACUCAGUGGAUCGCACCCUAAACCUGGUGAAGGGCGGAGGUGGUGCACACUUCCGGGAGAAGAUCGUCGAGGCCACUGCCAAGACCUUUGUGGUCAUUGUUGAUGAGUCCAAGCUUUGCGACAGCCUAGGCCCCCACUUCCCCGUGCCCGUGGAGGUGGUGCCGUUUUGCCACGAGCACACUGCCAGGAUCAUCAAGGCUUUGCCAGCGCUAGAAGGCUGUGAGCCUGUUCUUCGAUUGGGCUCGGCAGCGAACAACAAGCGCGACGGGGACCAACCGGCCGUCACAGACAACGGAAACUAUAUCCUGGACCUGCAAUUCACAAAGCCCAUCAAGGACCCCCGGGCUGCUGCACGGCAGCUGAAGAGCACGAUUGGGGUGGUGGAGCACGGAUUCUUCACCGACAUGGCCUCGGUCGUCCUGGUCGCGGGCAAGGAGGGCAUUUAUGAGCGCAAGCCUCCGAGAUGGAGAUUGUUUAGCAGGUUGUGA
Molecule: messenger RNA, 984 nt
Organism: Effrenium voratum
Lineage: Eukaryota; Dinophyceae; Suessiales; Symbiodiniaceae
Source: the annotation of a GenBank genome assembly